Molecule: messenger RNA, 6639 nt
Organism: Bradysia coprophila
Lineage: Eukaryota; Metazoa; Arthropoda; Insecta; Diptera; Sciaridae
Gene: Brr2
Product: U5 small nuclear ribonucleoprotein l(3)72Ab
Biological process (GO): resolution of meiotic recombination intermediates
Cellular component (GO): nucleus
Molecular function (GO): ATP binding; nucleic acid binding; ATP hydrolysis activity
Source: RefSeq, a predicted model, not a curated record
ACAUAUCAACGAUCAUCUCUGUAUGAAGCAACCACAACAAGCCGGACAUCGAGAGACAUUAAAGUUUAUUUUUUGUGAUUAAAAAGUGAAAACUAAGUUCAUCAAGACAAUUUUGUACAAAUCAUGGCUGAUGCGGCAGCUAGACAGCUGCAAUACGAAUAUAAAGCCAACUCCAAUCUCGUAUUACAAGCCGAUGUACGGUUGAUCGAACGGCCACGACGUGAUGAGGCUACCGGAGAGGUGUGUUCAUUGGUUGGCAAACUCGAUGGAACGAGAAUGGGCGAUCGAUAUCAACGUUCCAAGCCGGAGAAAACUGAGGAACGUAAAGCCAAACGACAGAAGCGUGACGAAGCCCAAUAUGAUUUCGACCGUAUGAAAGGCGCCACUUUACUGUCAGAAGGAAUCGACGAAAUGGUUGGAAUCGUUUAUCGACCGAAAACACAAGAGACCCGCCAAACGUACGAGGUUCUGUUGAGUUUCAUUCAGGAGGCAUUGGGCGACCAGCCGAGAGAUAUAUUGUGCGGUGCUGCCGAUGAAAUUCUGGCUGUGCUCAAGAACGAACGACUUAAGGACCGUGAAAAGAAGCGAGACAUAGACAGUCUGUUGGGUAAUGUGGCCGAAGAACGGUUUGCUCUGUUGGUGAAUUUGGGUAAGAAAAUAACAGACUUUGGAUCGGAUGCAGUCACAGCACUGGGUGUUACGGAAGGCGAACAGAUUGAUGAAACGUACGGGAUUAAUGUUCAGUUCGAAGAGUCGGAAGAGGAGAGCGACGAAGAUGUAUAUGGUGAGGUGAGAGAUGAGGAUGGUCAAGAUGAGGGAGAGGAGGCUCGGAUUGACAACACAUUGCAUGCUGAAAAUUUGGGCAACACAGAUGAAGUCACCAAGAAAGAACGUGCCCUGCACCCUCUUGAUAUCGACGCUUAUUGGCUGCAGCGUUGCCUUAGCAAAUUCUACAACGAUGCCAUGAUAUCACAGGCAAAAUCAACGGAAGUCCUGGAUGUGUUGAAGAAUUCCAGCGAUGAUCGAGAGUGUGAGAAUCAGUUGGUACUGCUGCUCGGCUACGAUUGUUUCGAUUUCAUCAAACAACUGAAGAAGCAUCGUCAAAUGAUUCUCUACUGCACCAUUUUGGCGAAGGCGCAAAGCGAAACGGAACGUCAGAAUAUCCGUGAACGUAUGCGCAGCGACAGCAAUUUAUCGAAAAUAUUGCGACAACUCGAUACGGGCAAAAAUGAGGAUGAUGACAUGGACGGCGGUGCGUCCAGUUUGAAUAAACGCAAGGAACAAAGUGAUGAGAAUGCGGAAGGUGGUGUCGGUCAAGUUACCGGUCAACGAAAGAUUUUGGAAUUGGACGAAAUGGCAUUCGCUCAGGGUAGCCAUUUCAUGGCCAACAAGCGGUGUCAGUUGCCGGAUGGAAGUUUCCGAAAGCAACGGAAAGGCUAUGAAGAGGUCCAUGUGCCUGCAUUGAAACCGAAACCGUUCGACGAGAAAGAGGAACUGCAACCAAUCGACAAGCUGCCAAAGUAUGUGCAGCCAGUGUUCGAUGGUUUUAAGACAUUGAAUCGAAUUCAGAGUCGCCUGUGGAAAACCGCUUUGGAAACUGACGAGAAUUUGUUACUUUGCGCUCCGACUGGUGCGGGUAAAACAAAUGUCGCUCUGCUGUGUAUGAUGCGUGAAAUUGGCAAACACAUCAACGAUGACGGUACAAUCAACGCUGACGAAUUCAAAAUCAUUUACGUUGCUCCGAUGAGGUCCUUGGUACAGGAAAUGGUGGGAAAUUUCGGCCGUAGGUUGGCUUCGUACAAUCUAACCGUUUCUGAAUUGACUGGAGAUCAUCAACUGACACGCGAACAAAUUGCUGCCACUCAAAUCAUUGUGUGUACGCCAGAGAAAUGGGACAUCAUCACUCGAAAGGGAGGCGAGAAAACAUUCACAUCGCUCGUCCGAUUGGUGAUUAUCGACGAAAUCCACUUAUUGCACGAUGAACGUGGUCCUGUAUUGGAAGCAUUAGUCGCGCGUACCAUUCGAAACAUCGAGACGACACAGGAAGAUGUUCGUUUGGUUGGAUUGUCAGCCACAUUGCCCAAUUACCAAGACGUUGCAACAUUCCUUCGCAUCAAACCCGAUAAGGGUCUGUUCUAUUUCGAUAACAGUUUUCGGCCAGUCGCCCUGGAACAGCAGUAUAUCGGUGUGACCGAAAAGAAAGCGCUGAAACGUUUCCAAGUCAUGAACGAAAUUGUGUACGAGAAAACGAUGGAACAUGCUGGCAAAAAUCAAGUGCUUGUCUUCGUGCAUUCGAGAAAGGAAACUGGAAAGACUGCCAGAGCCAUACGAGACAUGUGCUUGGAGAAAGAUACACUGGGCAGCUUCUUGCGUGAAGGAUCCGCUAGUAUGGAGGUAUUGCGAUCGGAAGCAGAACAGGUCAAGAAUCAUGAACUGAAGGAAUUGUUGCCGUACGGAUUUGCCAUCCAUCAUGCUGGAAUGACCAGAGUGGAUCGUACAUUGGUUGAAGAUUUGUUUGCUGAUCGUCACAUUCAAGUGUUGGUUUCAACAGCCACACUAGCUUGGGGUGUGAAUCUGCCAGCCCAUACCGUCAUCAUCAAAGGUACUCAAGUUUACAAUCCGGAAAAAGGUCGUUGGGUAGAACUAGGCGCAUUGGACGUUCUUCAAAUGUUGGGUCGUGCUGGACGACCGCAGUAUGAUACCAAAGGUGAAGGCAUUCUCAUCACCAAUCACAGUGAAUUGCAGUUCUAUUUGUCGUUGCUGAAUCAACAGCUGCCAAUCGAAAGUCAGUUGAUUUCUAAGAUGCCCGACAUGCUGAACGCCGAAAUAGUGCUGGGAACCGUUCAAAACAUCAAAGAUGCGGUACAUUGGCUCGGCUACACUUAUUUGUACAUUCGAAUGAGACGUCAGCCGACACUGUACGGCAUUUCGUUCGACAAAAUCAAGGAAGAUCCACUUCUGGAACUCUAUCGAGCUGAUUUGGUGCACACAGCUGCUUUGCAUUUGGAUCGCAGUGGUUUGAUCAAAUAUGACCGGAAGAGUGGCCACUUCCAAAUCACGGAGCUCGGACGUAUUGCUUCGCACUACUAUUGUACGCACGAAACGAUGAUGACGUACAAUCAACUCUUGAAGGCAAAUCUAAGUGAAAUCGAACUGUUCCGAGUGUUCUCAUUGUCGGGUGAAUUCAAAAACAUCACAGUCCGUGAGGAGGAGAAACUCGAGCUGCAGAAAUUGAUGGAACGUGUUCCGAUUCCGAUUAAAGAGAGCAUCGAGGAACCAUCGGCUAAAGUGAAUGUACUGCUGCAAGCCUACAUUUCCCAGCUGAAACUGGAAGGUUUUGCUCUAAUGUCCGACAUGGUUUAUGUCACCCAGUCAGCGUCCCGUUUAAUGCGGGCAAUUUUCGAAAUUGUUUUACACCGAGGCUGGGCACAAUUGUCGGACAAGACACUGACACUGUGCAAAAUGAUCGAUCGCCGGAUGUGGCAGUCAAUGUCUCCGUUGCGUCAAUUCAAAAAGAUGCCGGAGGAAAUCAUCAAAAAGAUUGAGAAGAAGAACUUCCCGUGGGAAAGACUGUACGAUUUGGAGCCGAACGAGAUCGGUGAAUUGAUUCGUGUGCCGAAAUUGGGUAAAACCAUUCAUCGUUACGUGCAUCAGUUCCCAAAGCUUGAACUCAGUACGCACAUUCAACCAAUCACCAGGUCCACGUUGCGUGUCGAACUGACCAUCACGCCCGAUUUUCAAUGGGACGAGAAAAUUCACGGACAAUCCGAAGGUUUUUGGAUUCUAAUCGAAGAUGUCGACUCGGAGGUCAUUUUGCACAAUGAAUUUUUCCUCCUGAAAGCCAAGUACGCCGGCGACGAUCACUUGAUCAAGUUCUUUGUUCCGGUCUUCGAACCAUUGCCUCCGCAAUACUUCCUUCGUAUCAUUUCCGAUCGUUGGAUUGGUGCCGAAACACAGCUGCCCGUAUCGUUCAGACAUUUGAUUUUGCCAGAGAAGAAUAUGCCGCCCACCGAAUUGCUCGAUUUACAACCACUUCCAAUCACAGCAUUGCGUCAUGCCAAAUUCGAGACAUUGUACACCGGUCGCUUUCCUCAAUUCAAUCCUAUUCAGACGCAAGUCUUUAACGCUGUGUACAACAGUGACGACAACAUUUUCAUUGGUGCACCGACAGGUUCCGGAAAAACGACGAUUGCUGAAUUUGCCGUCCUCCGAUUGUUUUCACAACAAUCCGAUGGUCGUUGCGUUUAUCUUGUGUCCAAAGACUCCGUGGCUGACCUCAUCUUCAGCGAUUGGCACGCCAAAUUCGGUCAAUUACUCGGCAUCAAAGUGGUCAAAUUGACAGGUGAGACCGGCACCGAUUUGAAACUGCUUGCCAAGGGACAAAUUAUCGUAACAACUGCGGACAAAUGGGAUGUGUUGUCGCGACGAUGGAAACAACGGAAAAAUGUGCAAAACGUUCAUCUGUUCAUCGUCGACGAACUGCAGUUGAUCGGUGGUGAAGAUGGACCGGUGCUUGAGGUCGUCUGCUCGAGAAUGCGCUACAUUUCUUCACAGAUCGAGAAACAAAUUCGAAUUAUUGCAUUGUCAUCGUCCUUAAGCGAUGGAAGAGACGUUGCCCAAUGGCUCGGAUGCAACACAAACGCUUCGUUCAAUUUCCAUCCGAGUGUUCGUCCGAUACCACUUGAACUGCAUUUCCAAGGAUUCAACAUCACUCACAAUGCGUCUCGCAUUGCCGCCAUGUCGAAACCGGUCUACAACGCCAUUGUCAAAUACAGUCCACACAAGCCGGUCAUCGUCUUUGUGUCGUCUCGGAAACAGGCACGUUUAACAGCAGUCGACAUUCUCACUUACUGCGCGGCUGAAUCUCAGCCAAAUCGAUUUUUCCAUGCCGAAGAGGAGGACAUCAAACCGUUUUUGGAGCGCAUGACCGAUAUGACAUUGAAGGAGACGUUGUCGCAAGGUGUAGCAUACAUACACGAAGGAUUGACCUCAUCCGAUCAUAAAUUGGUUGAGCAACUCUUUGACUCGGGUGCCGUUCAAAUCGCUUGCGUAACCAGAGACUUGAGUUGGGGCCUCAAUAUUUCCGCCCAUUUGGUGAUCAUCAUGGACACACAGUUCUACAAUGGCAAAAAUCAUUCGUACGAAGACUAUCCGAUUACCGAUGUUCUUCAGAUGGUUGGACGUGCCAAUCGGCCGCUGGAAGAUAGUGAUGCCAAAUGCAUCCUGAUGUGUCAGACAUCAAAGAAGGAUUUUUUCAAGAAGUUUUUGAACGAAAGUCUUCCCAUCGAAAGCCAUUUGGAUCAUCGUAUGCACGACCAUUUCAAUGCGGAAAUUGUGACCAAGACAAUUGAAAAUAAGCAGGACGCUGUCGAUUAUCUGACCUGGACGUUUUUGUACCGUCGGCUGACACAAAAUCCGAAUUACUACAACUUGCAGGGAGUUACUCACAGACAUUUAUCCGAUCAUUUGUCGGAGCUGGUUGAGAACACUCUCUCCGACCUGGAACAAUCGAAGUGCAUAAGCGUUGAGGAUGAAAUGGACACGUUACCGCUCAACUUGGGAAUGAUUGCAGCUUACUACUACAUCAAUUACACAACGAUAGAACUGUUUUCCCUGUCAUUGAACAACAAAACCAAGAUCCGAGGACUUUUAGAAAUUAUAUCGUCGGCCGCUGAAUACGAAGACAUUGUGGUUCGUCAUCAUGAAGAAAGUAUUUUGAGGAAUUUGGCUCAGAGACUGCCGAACAAAGUCACUGGAGCGAAUGGAGCCCAACCGAAAUUCAACGAUCCACACAUCAAAACCAAUCUACUACUUCAAGCACAUUUAUCGCGACUGCAACUCGGUCCCGAACUGCAAGGCGACACAGAAAUUAUUUUAGCCAAAGCAAUUCGCCUGAUACAGGCCUGCGUCGAUGUUCUCUCGUCAAAUGGCUGGUUAUCACCGGCCGUUGCCGCUAUGGAACUGGCACAAAUGGUCACACAGGCGAUGUGGAGCAAGGAUUCAUAUCUGAAACAAUUGCCACAUUUCAACGCCGACGUUGUGAAGCGGUGUACCGAAAAGAACAUCGAAACCGUCUUCGACAUCAUGGAAUUGGAGGACGAGGAUCGAUCUCGAUUGUUGCAAUUGAACGAUGCACAGAUGGCCGAUGUAGCACGAUUCUGCAAUCGCUAUCCGAACAUUGAAAUGAGCUUCGAAGUGGCGGAAAAGGACCGAAUUCAUUCAGGAUCGACAGUCAAUGUCAUCGUACAUUUGGAACGCGAGGAUGAAGUGACCGGACCGGUUAUUGCACCGUUAUAUCCACAGAAACGCGAAGAAGGCUGGUGGGUUGUUGUCGGCGAUCCACGAACCAAUUCACUCUUGUCGAUCAAACGGUUGACGCUGCAGCAAAAGGCUAAAGUGAAGUUGGACUUUGUGGCACCUAGCCCUGGUCAUCAUGACUACACAUUGUACUACAUGAGUGACUCGUACCUGGGAUGCGAUCAGGAGUACAAGUUUUCAAUUGAUGUGAGUGAUUUCCAAUCGGAUAGCGGCAGUGAUUCCGACUAAAAUUUGGACUUUUCUGUAUAACGUGUAAUGCAAACACACAGCACUUGUAUUCUGUCAACUAAGAUUUUAUUAAACUUAUGGAAGACGCAAAAA